AUGGCGUCAAGCAGCGACAGGGGACGGUGGCGUAUCGAAACCGGUACCACUAUGGUCACCGAUCAAGAGUUCGAGAUGCAUGUACUCUGUAUCAGCAGGUCGAAGCUAAAGUCUUCCAUGGGAACUUCCACACUACUGGCUGGCUUUGCGUUGGUCGCUAUGGUGGAAGCUGAAGUAGGCAAAGGAGCUCCCCCUGCGCUGCUCAUUCCCUUCGCCAUGAUAAACGCCCUCCUUAUCUGCGUCCAUCUUCUGUCGAUCGUGGUGGCAGCCCGUCUACUCCCGGAGCUGGACGCUAUCAUGGCACAACCGCACCUCAUCACGUUUGCAGGCCAUCUCUACAAGGGCUGGCCCGUCCAAUUCUGUUGGUUCUUGUCCAACAUGAUAGGCACGAUUCUCUUUCUAGUGGAACUGAUUCUGGUCGCCUAUGUGAAAUUUUACGCCCCUCUGUCGGAUGCCAAGAUCCACAGUGGAACAGGGACACUAGCGGUAGUUGUGGUCCUCCUAGCUGUGAGUGCACCUCUUCUCAUAAUUUUCUCCUACUCUAUUUCUAAGAAAAAGAUGUGGAUGCACGAGCAGAGGCUGGCCGGAGCAAGAAACAUUCUCGCGACUAUUCCACGGGAUAUGUCUCUGGGUGGCUCCAACAAUAACCUGUCCUACUCAUCACUGACCAAUAACCGAAGUCACUUUUAUAGUCGUGAUUCUAGAUCAGUUGACAUUGCGGAUGAAACUAUUGUAUGACAGUCAUUUUACCGUCACAUCUUUCAUCGCAUCAAUAAUCAGCAGUAUCUCACAUCACUGGAAUGCAUGUUUACUUGUAGGUUUUGUAACCCAUUUGUUG
Molecule: messenger RNA, 838 nt
Organism: Geodia barretti
Lineage: Eukaryota; Metazoa; Porifera; Demospongiae; Tetractinellida; Geodiidae
Source: the annotation of a GenBank genome assembly